AUGACAGAGAAUAGUACCACUAGCAAUGCCACGCCGAACGUGUUUGAACAUGCGUUACAAACAUGGAUUGAAAUAGACUUGCCUAGCUUACAGAAGAAGCUCGAUGAACAAGGGUUAGAAAUAAAAGAAUACCAAAAGUCGUCAGUUUUGAGUCGAAAAGCGUUGGCCACGAAAACUAAAGAGUUCAAGAAACUAGAGGAUGAUGAAAAGCUAGGGCAAAUCAAAUCUCUAUUGAAAUUGUAUCAGAAUGAAAUUGACAGUCUUACAAAUAAGAGUAAAAAUGCUGAAAAUCACUUUUUUGGGGUUUAUCGAUUAAUUGCGGAAGCUCCCGAUCCUCGACCCUUGUUGGAAAUGUCACUCGACUCGGUGAUAGAGGGCAACGAUGCAACCAAACUUAGAGCUGAAGUAACCAGGUUAGAAGAUGAGUUGGCGAAAAAGGCUGAUUACGAUCAAUUGAAACAAAGGCUACUUUCAAACGAACAAAAAUCAGCGGAGCUUUUAAGCAGUCGAGUCAAGGCUAAAGAAAAUGAACUCAGGGCUAUUUUGGAAGAGAAGGAGAAUAAUUGGAGUGUAAAAGAGAAACAAUUUGAGAAUAAGUUGCUCACGGCACAAAAGCAAAUUGAAGAAUUAAGGGCUUUUAAAGAGGUGUCAGAACUUCAAUUGGACAAUCAAAAUAGGAACGUCAACAACCAGGAGACUUCGGCAUCUGUGUUAGCCGAGCUUGAUAUGGUUAGAAGAGAUGCUGAACUGGCAAAGAAAAGGAUAUUUGAUCUUGAAAAGAGGAAUGAAGAUUUGAGAAGGGAGAUUUCUAAAUCAAAGAAUGAUAAUGACGCAGAUAUGGUGCGUAACGAAUGUGACAAGAAGGUAAAAGAAGUUGAAAGUGAAAAUGUACUACUUGUUGCUAGUUUGGAUCAAGUGAGGAAGCGAUUGACUGAAUCUUCCAAGGGAUACGAGACUAAAAUUGAGUCAAUAAAUAGAGAAAAUUCACAAAUGAAUCAAGAAAUCAAGAACUUGAAAUUGAAAUUGAGCAAAGCUUCCGAUUAUGAAGAGAUCAAACAAGAAUUGCACUUGCUUCGUCAAAUAGAAUUUGGACAUGAUGAUGACGAAGAUGGGGAUGAAAAUGGUCAAGGAGAAGGUGCCAAAUUAGACACCAUAGUCAUUGAGAGAAACAAAGCCAUGACUCAAGAACUAGCGCAGUACAGAUCACAACACAAUGACUUGGUUACCAAGAUUGAUAAUCUUCAAAAGCAAGUUGAUGCUUCAGCACAAACAAUAACUUCAUUACAACAGUUGAAUGAGAAAUUGGAAAAUGAUUUAGUUGAAUUACAGGACUCGAAUGGUCAAAACAGAUUCAACGACAAUGCUAGUUUGAUAUCUGGUAUGAGUCGCUUCACGCGACCAUCGCAUAUGAGAAGUGGAAGUAUAAUUUCAGGAAUGUCUGGAGACAAGGGUGUUAAUGGAUCUGAUGAAUCAUCCAUCUUACCAAUCAUUACAAAACAAAGGGACAGAUUUAGAGAAAAGAACAACGAACUUGAAGAAGAGCUUCGGAAACUGCAAAAUAAAGUCAAUGAUCUCAAGCGACAAGUGAAUGCUUUGAAACAUGAUAACGAAGAAUUGUAUGAAAGAGGAAGGUACUUGGCUUCGUUCCAAACGCCGGGUACGAAAAACAUCACUACUACAGCAUCAGGAAGAAAAUUUCUCAACCCCAAACCCAAUGUUGAUUUAGAACGUAAUGAUGUGGAGUAUCAACGCAACUAUGAAAAAAAAUUACAUCCAAUUGAGCAAUUCAGAAUAAAAGAGCAGGAGAGAAUCAAUUCAAAAUUGUCGCCUUUAGAAAGGCUAUUCAUAUCGUUAACCAGAGCAAUUUUGGCCACGAGAUUAACCAGGAUGGUGUUUUUUGCCUAUUGUUUGGGACUUCAUAUCAUUGUCAUGUUUAUUACGAUUUAUGCCAUGAACAUCCAUACGUCAUUGAUACCUGAGGUGGGGUUGAAUAGUAGUACUGGUGGGAUUACUUCAAAUCAGGGUGGAUCUCCUCAAAUGGUUGCCAAUAAUGGGCUCAUAUAG
Molecule: messenger RNA, 2064 nt
Organism: Lodderomyces parapsilosis
Lineage: Eukaryota; Fungi; Ascomycota; Pichiomycetes; Serinales; Debaryomycetaceae
Exons: 1
Coding region: 1-2064 (687 amino acids)
Biological process (GO): intra-Golgi vesicle-mediated transport
Cellular component (GO): Golgi membrane
Source: RefSeq, a predicted model, not a curated record